Messenger RNA from Dendronephthya gigantea, 668 nucleotides. RefSeq lists its product as uncharacterized. NCBI's taxonomy places the organism in Eukaryota, Metazoa, Cnidaria, Anthozoa, Malacalcyonacea, Nephtheidae. Bases 207 to 668 code for a protein of 153 amino acids. The record is from RefSeq and is a predicted model, not a curated record. The transcript has 4 exons.
UGUAUCAAUGUUCAUGUAAUCCUGCCAGGAGUAAAAUAAUAAACUCACUUCACAUCAGUAUUAAAGAACAUUACAAUCAACAACUAUUGGCUGACAAUCCAGCAUGUGUACAUUGCUUGGUGACUGAGCGUAUUUUAGACAGCCUUGAAUGUUUUAAUGGCAGUCUUCCAUUUCCUAUUGAUCCAGAAGAAAGUGACCCUUCAUCAAUGGACCAUGACUAUCUUGAACAUUACCAGUCUUACAACGUUUUCCAUUUGCCGUCAGUUGAAGUAGUUUGCGUAUAUGCUGAGCGUGAUUACGGGUUUGUUGGCAUAGAUCAUAAGGGUUUCAAGUGCUCCACAUGCAAUUAUGAUACACAUGCUUGUAGUCACAUCAAAUUUCUGGAAGAAAAACUCAGUCAGGAUGAUGUUGAUUUGCCUGACAUUGUGUAUGAAAUGUAUCACCAAGCAAAAAAGCAGCGGAAAGUUAAUUGGAAACCUUAUUGCCUAUCCGAUAAAUCCAUACAGUUCCAGCCACCAGUACACCUUCAACAGAUAUUUGGUAGUUCGUUUUACCAAUCCCUACCACAGGAAAAUGGAACAUUGCAUGUUGUCCCACGUAGUAGCGGAGUAUGUGAAAGUUGCGGUUCCACUGGAGUUUGCAAAACCCUGUCGAAGAAAAUUGGAUAG